This is a messenger RNA of Punica granatum (pomegranate), 1734 nucleotides long. The record is from RefSeq and is a predicted model, not a curated record. NCBI's taxonomy places the organism in Eukaryota, Viridiplantae, Streptophyta, Magnoliopsida, Myrtales, Lythraceae.
CGUCACCAAAGGCGGCGGCACGCAACCCAUUCAAUUCAAUAUAAAUAAAUAAGGACCGCACCGCAUACCAAGGAUCCUUACGAAAACCUCUCGAGAAAUCUCUGAAUCUCAUUUCUCAAUCUGCUUCAAGGUUCGGAUUAAAACCCAAACUUCAAGAUGCAAAUCUUUGUUAAGACCCUCACUGGAAAGACCAUUACCCUUGAGGUCGAAAGCUCAGACACAAUUGACAAUGUGAAGACAAAAAUCCAGGAUAAGGAAGGAAUCCCCCCAGACCAGCAGAGGCUCAUCUUUGCUGGGAAGCAGCUCGAGGAUGGGAGGACCCUUGCUGAUUAUAACAUCCAGAAAGAAUCCACCCUCCACUUGGUCCUCCGCCUCAGAGGUGGAAUGCAGAUUUUCGUGAAGACCCUCACUGGCAAGACGAUUACCCUGGAGGUUGAAAGCUCGGAUACGAUUGAUAAUGUCAAGACCAAAAUCCAGGAUAAGGAAGGGAUUCCCCCGGACCAGCAGAGGCUUAUCUUUGCUGGGAAGCAGCUUGAAGAUGGGCGUACACUGGCCGACUAUAAUAUUCAAAAAGAAUCCACCCUACACUUGGUUCUCCGUCUCAGAGGUGGAAUGCAGAUUUUCGUGAAGACCCUUACUGGCAAGACCAUUACCUUGGAGGUCGAAAGCUCGGACACGAUUGAUAAUGUGAAGACCAAAAUCCAGGAUAAGGAAGGGAUUCCCCCGGACCAGCAGAGGCUCAUAUUUGCUGGGAAGCAGCUGGAGGAUGGGAGGACCCUUGCUGAUUACAACAUUCAGAAGGAAUCCACCCUCCACUUAGUCCUCCGCCUCAGAGGUGGAAUGCAAAUUUUUGUGAAAACCCUCACGGGCAAGACAAUUACCCUGGAGGUCGAAAGUUCGGACACGAUUGAUAAUGUGAAGACGAAAAUCCAGGACAAGGAAGGAAUCCCUCCGGACCAACAGAGGCUUAUUUUUGCUGGGAAGCAGCUCGAGGAUGGGCGAACUCUUGCAGACUACAAUAUCCAGAAGGAAUCGACCCUUCAUUUGGUGCUUCGGCUGAGAGGAGGAAUGCAGAUCUUUGUGAAGACCCUUACUGGUAAAACCAUCACUCUUGAGGUGGAGAGCUCGGACACCAUAGAUAAUGUGAAAACCAAGAUUCAGGACAAGGAAGGGAUCCCCCCAGACCAGCAGAGGCUGAUCUUUGCCGGCAAGCAGCUUGAGGAUGGGAGGACCCUCGCCGACUACAACAUACAAAAGGAAUCGACCCUUCACCUGGUGCUCCGUCUCAGAGGAGGAAUGCAGAUCUUUGUCAAGACGCUUACUGGAAAGACCAUCACGUUGGAGGUUGAAAGCUCCGAUACCAUUGAUAAUGUCAAGACAAAGAUUCAGGACAAGGAGGGAAUCCCCCCUGACCAGCAAAGGCUGAUCUUUGCUGGGAAACAGCUGGAGGAUGGCCGAACUUUGGCAGAUUAUAACAUCCAAAAAGAGUCGACUCUCCACCUUGUCCUCCGUCUUCGUGGUGGUGAUUUCUAGGUUUCAGAGUUUGGUCCGGUCUCUGCUGAUGUCUACAGUCAGUAGUCCUAUGAUGCUAUGCUUUUGAGUUAGGUUGUGACAUGAGCGAGUAUUCAAACUCUUGAGAUGUCUGGUUUAUCUUUUGAUGCGCAGUCUGUUGAAUUGAUAUGAUAAUAAACUUUUGGGUUUUUCUAAUUGAUCAAUGCAAUUUCUUCUCCCCUC